This is a messenger RNA of Papaver somniferum (opium poppy), 1155 nucleotides long. Its product is annotated as F-box protein At3g07870-like. Gene Ontology annotation, molecular function: protein binding. Lineage: Eukaryota; Viridiplantae; Streptophyta; Magnoliopsida; Ranunculales; Papaveraceae. Bases 1 to 1155 code for a protein of 384 amino acids. The transcript has a single exon. The record is from RefSeq and is a predicted model, not a curated record.
AUGAAGAAUCUACACCAUGAUAUCAUAUUGAACAUAUUGUCUCGUUUACCAUACCAAUGCAUCAUCAACUGCAAACUAGUUUGCAAACGCUGGCGCGACUUAUUAAGUAAUAUCAAAGCAGGUCUCGUUUUUAAGUUGGGAAGCUUCAGAGGAAGGCUCUACUAUGGAGGAGAGGAAUACUGCGAUGAUAUAAACAUCCAUGAGAAAGAGUACUCCUAUGAGACACUUCCCGAGAUGGAUAAUUUGUAUCCCCUUGAUGAUCAGCUAGAACCCUUGCGGGCCUUGGGCGACUUGGUUGGUUCCUGUAAUGGGUUGGUAUGUUUGAAGAUAUUUGAUCUGGACGCUUGGGUGCAAGAUUCCAUCUACAUCUGUAAUCCCGUUACCCGAGAAUAUAUUUAUCUCCCAAAAUACAUCUACGGAGACGGAGAUUCUCACCAUCGUGGUUAUUUUGUGUGCGGAUUUGGUUACAGUUACUCAACUGAUGAGUAUAAAGUUGUUAGAAUGUACCGCAGGUAUGGUAAUUUCUCGGACGUUAGUAGCAAAGUCCAAGUAUACACCCUUGGUAGUGGUCAAGGGUGGAGAGAUAAAGGAAGACUCGACCACCUUUUAUGUCCAAGUAGCCCUGGUGUUUGUGCAAAUGGAGCCCUUUACUGGUCCGGAUUUGGUAAGAUAGUGUCUUUUGAUUUAGCCAAAGAAGAGUUCAGAAUAAUUCCUUUACCACCUAUACCUUCCAAGAAGAAGCUUCCGGUUUCACCUUGUCUAAGAUUAUUGAGAGGGUAUUUAUCUGCUAUUAAAUACACUAGAGGGGAAGAAAGAACAUUUCUUCGUAUAUGGGAGUUAAAGAAAAAGAGUAGGUGUACUAAUUCCGCAAUUGAAGAACCCGCAUUUGAUGAUUUGUGGUAUUGGAAUGAAGAGCUUAGUUUCUCAUGGGAGAACACUGGUACGAUGGACCGUCUGUAUCUUCCCUUUGCAGUUACAAACAGUAAUCAAGUUCUACUGUGGUGUGGCGGAUUUCUCUUUUACUAUGAUCUGCACACUACAAAUUUAACCAAACUUUGGGGUGAGGACUGGUUGUGUUCGAAUAAAGCAAUUCCGCACGUAAACAGCCUUGUUUCCAUGAAAGCAUUGGGAGAGAAGUCCAAGAAAAGAAUUUAA